GUAUUGGAAUUGCAAAGUUCGAGUCCAGCUGGGGACCCUAACCCUACGCAUCACCAGGCGCUUCAAACGUGAACUUCAUUUGUCUCGUUCCAUCAAAGUUUCACAAGAACUUUACCGUCGCCUAUCCUUUUACUGUGGCGACAGAUACUCAGAAACUGGAAUAGUUCAAGGCUACGAUGUCUGCGGGAAUGGGAGAAACUUUGCGAACACGAGCAAUAACAUCCACAUUGACUGCACGCUUGUCCCCGACUGUGCCAUCUGCUUCUCAAACUUACGAGCCCCUUGUUAGGUCCGCCCUUCGACAGCGACUCACCCACAAUAUAUUCGUGUUCUCUGUUGCAUUUACCUUAGUUGUCAGCAUUCUUUUGGGGGGAGAGGAUGAGACGAGUGCUUUCGCCAGGUUGCUUUCACCUGGAACUUGGACGAUAGCGUGCCUCAAGUGGCUCGUUGGCGUGUUGCCUGUGAUUGCUAUGAGAAAGGUUUACCUUACCUCUGCCGCCACACCUGCAACUUCACCAGCCAAAAUGCUCGCGAAUGCUAUUGCAAAACCAAGCACACGACAGUGCUUGGCAGUGUACAUGUCAUGUACAUUGAUGCUUUUUACGCUCUAUAUGAGCUCGUUUACAUCGGAAGAACGCGAAAUCCUUCGUCUGAAUGUCUUCGUAAAGUCAAGGAAACAUCCGUAUUACCUCAAUGGUCGACUGCUCUUCCUCAUCCUGGCCCAGUUGUGGUUGGCCGCUAGUUUCUUGCUUCGAAAUAUCAUGUUAGACCGUUUUGUGUUCAAGUGGACGAAACCUUUGAAUUCGUCGGAACUUCCAUAUGCCACAAGCAAUCUUCUGAAGCUGGUCUUAACAAUGGCUCUCUUCACCUCAUUUUCAUUGAUGAUGUAUAGCGUCGCUUUUGGUCUAUCGCGGAUGCUUGUUCUUCCGCUGCUCUUAAAGCUUCCAGCGGUAAGCAACAUCAUCCGACCGUUUGUUGCACAUUAUGCAAAGGGUACAUGGACUCUAACUCUACCUAUAUUACACUGGUCGCUUUUGGUUCGUUCAUUUAUGAUGGGCCUUGUGACUCUGAUGAGUUGGGAGUUCGCGGAGUCGCUAUUCGACGCAUAUGUUCCCCAGCCGAUCAAAGUUGGUAACCUUACUGCAGACUCCAAUGUGACAGUUGUCUCGGGGAUUACGACUCAAGACGCGGUGUUCGCACAUUUCGCAUACUCUGAGUUAGCAGAGCUGGCUUCGGACGAAUCCUCGGCAGGGAACGCACGUAGAAUAGCCCUAUUUGGUGACCAAAAAUAUAGCCCGAGCUUGUGGAAUGUCGUGGCCCGCCAAUCACUCCUCCGUCUUGGACAGGAUUAUCAAACAUUCCUGCGACGCGGCGCACCGAUCACUCCUCCUGUCGUUGUAGCGCCGACAAUCCCCAAACCCAAGGAUCCGCCAUCGACCCCUCUGAUCCGAAAGGCUAUUUUCAGGGCUCCACGACAAUCUCCUCUUAGCAGUAUGCUGGAUUCGGUUUCGUCAGAUUCGGAGCUCUCGAAGGCUGCUGAUGCAGUGGCAGGCGAAAUGGAGGGACGGGCCAGUCAAAUGCACAUUCCAGAACUCUUCCGGUCUGUAGCGCCAUCAUCUGCGGCUGCCCCAUCAGCCAAUGCUGUUGUGGCCAAACCUGCAUCGAGUAUUAUAUCAAGCUUCAUUGCACAGGUGGAAUCGCACAGUAGGGGUCUUGUUAUGGGCUAUUGUCCAGUCUGGUUGAAGGAGUCGGCGAUGAGAUGGAAUCAAUGGUUUUAUCGAGAGCGCUUGAAUAAGGCCGUUGAAGUUUGCCUGCCAAACAGGGAGCUUGAUUCACUCAUUAUUGAAGCGCUAUCGCACUUCGUCUGUACUUCCCUGAGCGAAGAUCGGUAUGGUGUGGUUCAAAGGGACAUACCACGCAUCAUCGAAGCUUUCCUCUCGUUUUUAUCUGCAAUCGAAGAGUAUCAGAUCGAAGUGAAUGGGAAAUAUACACCACCGACGCCUGAUGAACUCUCUCAAGGCGACACAAAAAUAUUGGAAGAAAAGGAGAUGAUGCGUUUAGAAGUUGCCAGAGCCGGUGACGUACUGGUCGUUGUCUCAGAUGCACUGAAAACUGGGGUGGCAAACAUAUCGCGGACGUUCGGCGAUAAGCUAGUUGCUUUCAAGUUUCCCCCUCGGACUGCACGGAAACUACAGUCAUUUGUUGACUACACUUAGUGUCUCGGCGAGUUGGAGCCGUGGAUGAUGAAUCCCUAUGUCCUAUAAAUCCCAGGCACCCUGGGACUGCUCCCGUAUUUGCAUCUCGUGAGGUAAUAAUGGGCAGCGUUGUUGACACUUCGGUAACUGAGGGCAAGCAGUCCCUACACUGUAUCUAUCCUUCGAGCUUCAGAACGUCAAGCUAUCUAUCGCAAUCAAUAAUCCUGUGCACCGCUUGCUUUACAGUCACAAAAAUACAGUUUGCCAAAUAAACAUGGAGAAUUCAAGAAGUUAUCGACGAGCCGCGGACAAGAACUCGAUAGUACUUUUUUGCCCAACA
This is a messenger RNA of Suillus fuscotomentosus, 2535 nucleotides long. Its product is annotated as nucleoporin protein Ndc1-Nup. NCBI's taxonomy places the organism in Eukaryota, Fungi, Basidiomycota, Agaricomycetes, Boletales, Suillaceae. Gene Ontology annotation, biological process: spindle pole body localization; nuclear pore organization. Gene Ontology annotation, cellular component: nuclear pore transmembrane ring; spindle pole body. The coding region runs from base 177 to 2216 and encodes 679 amino acids. The record is from RefSeq and is a predicted model, not a curated record. The transcript has 7 exons. Gene Ontology annotation, molecular function: protein-macromolecule adaptor activity.